AACUUGUUUUUUGUUCCACACAUGAGAAAACAGAAGAAAAUCCUCACCGUACAUGUUUCGAGUAAAUUGAUCUUGGAGACUAGUAUCAUCCCUACCAUUUAGUUUCCUAAAAGUUUGCCUUUUUGUAACAAUAUAUUGAAAAUAAGGUUCUCUAGAUUUUUCACACACAGAAGUCAGUGUGAUAUUUUUCUUUUUUUGUUAUUGAGACUUUUUAAUGCAGAGUGAUUGUGGAUGCCAUUUAUGGCAACGACUUAUUAAUUGGAUUACUUCUUAAUUAGAAAUUUUGUUAAAUAGAAGAUACCGUUUCAAGUGGAAGUGCUUUUUUAAUUAUUUUUUUUUUUUUUGAGACGAUCUCACUAAGUCCCUGAGUUGCCCAGGCUGGGCUCGAAGUUGUGAUCCUCCUGCCUCGGUCUCUUAUUAGAGUGCUGCUGGGAUUACUCUUAAUAAUGUGUGAACCGUGCUUGGCUUUCAGAAGAGUUUUCAACAUCAAAGAAGACAAAUAUUCAAGGAAUAUCUUUUGGAACGAAAACUCACUUUUGACAUAGAAGGAGAAAUUCAGAUUUCCAGUAAUAGAAUGAUGACAUCUGAGGACCAGGUCCAAGAAAGGACAGAACCUCUGAAACUUAAAACAAACAUGGCUGAUAAAGAAAAUAUCAGAAGACAUACAGAAAACAUUAAUACAACAAUGGAAAAGAAUUAUAUUCCCUUAAAAGCUUCUAAUGAAUUAACCAAUUCUCCAGCAAUUGAAACACAUAAUCUUGAGGCUGAUGAUCAAACUUUACAGUUGUUACCAGUUAACAAUGAUUCUCAAAAUCAAACUAUGACGCUAAGCCAGGCAUUUCAUCUUAAAAAAAAUCAUAAAAAAAAGCAGGUGAUUGCAGAAAAACCAAAGCAAGAUGCUAGCGUGCUCAAGAAACCUGUGCUAGGAUAUUAUCAUGGCCAAAUCGUUCAGUCUAAGGUUAAUUCAUUCAGAAAACCUCUACAAGUCAAAGAUGAGAGUUCUGCAACAAAGAAACUUUGUGCUUCUGUUUCUAAAGGCACAAAGCCUAACUCUGUAAAGACAAGCAAUGCAACAAAAAGUUAUAAAGCCUCAAAUAUGACUGCCACCACUACACUUGAGAACCUUACAUCUCAGAACACACAGCUUGUACGGCCUCCCAAUAGAAAUCACAGUAACACCCAGCACAAGGCCAAACAAGACAUUAGCAGAACCUCUGCCAAUGUUACAGUCCCAAAGAAUCCCACUGAAAAAGAACAAUUACAGUCAGAAACAGUUCUAGGAAGUGUCAAAUCCAGUUCUCAGGGCACAAAAAAUAAGGCCUUACAAUCAAAAACAGUUCUACCCGUGGUCAAAACCUCUUCUCAGGAUGUAAAAAGAAGUAAGACAUUAUCCCAAAACACAUCUGAAAAUAUAGCCAGGCCUAUUUCAUUUCCUAAUAUCAAACUGACAGAAAAGUCAAAAACUGUUGACCACCGAAGACAUACAUUAGCAAAAGCCACUGUGGAUGGAUCAGCUCAGCUCAAAGAAACUGCAAAAGAAAGAAAAGCUCAUCUGAAUGAGAGCAGAGCUGGCAAGGGAAGAGUGCUGAAGAGGCCUCCGAACCCAGUCUCUGCCCAGCCCGAGCCUGAGGGACCAAAUGCAAACCCUGUUGGAUCGUUCUGGACUACGAUGGCAGAAGAGGAUGAGCAAAGACUAUUUACUGACAAAGUGAACAAGAUAUUUUCUGAAUGCCUGAAACUCAUUCAUGAGGGAUACCCAAAAGAAGAAAUAAUGACCACACUGAAUGACGUGAUUAAAAAUAUUCCAGAUGCUAAAAAACUUGUUAAGUAUUGGAUAUGUCUUAUACGUAUUGAAUCAAUCACAAGUCCUGUUGAAAAUAUUAUCUCAAUCUAUGAGAAGGCCAUUCUUGCAGGAGCUCAGCCAAUUGAAGAGAUGCGACAGACAGUUGUGGAUAUUAUAACAAUGAAGAACCAAGAAAAAAGUAACUGUGGAAAAAACAUUGAAGAUGCUUGUAAAACCAAGGAACAAAUCCAGGAAGUCAACACUGAGGAUACAGGUGUUAAUCUAGAGCCAGGAAAACAAGAAAUGGAGAAUAAACAUAGUAGAAAUGUGGUGUUUGAAGGUUGUGAACAACAGCAAGAUGACACAAAAAAUCCAAGUGACAAUUUUAAAACCCCUGAUGCAGAAAAUAGAUCAGGUUGCUUAAUUAAAUAUAACAUAUCUACUACACCAUACUUGCAGAGCAUAAAAAAGAAGAUGCAAUUUGAUGAAACAAAUCCUGCACUUAAAGAGCUAAAGUUUCUAACACCAGUGAGACGUUCUCGACGCCUUCAAGAGAAGACUUCUAAAUUGCCAGACAUGUUAAAAGACCAUUACCCUUGUGUGUCUUCACUGGAACAGUUGUCAGAGUUAGGAGGUGAAACUGAUGCUUUUGUAUGUCGCCCGAAUGUAGCUCUGUGCCCUAUGUAUUCUGAGACUGAUACUUCAGAGGAGAAAUGAAGUUCCAGAGAGAGGAAGGUUCUUAGUAUUCCUGGGGUGUUUGUGAGGUUCACAGUUCCCUUGAACUUAGGUAAAACUUAUAUUACAUGGACAUGUUUCAAAAAAUUUUGGUAUACUUCCCUGCUUUUAAACAGAAUUCCAACAAUUCUUUUUUUGCCUUGAUUAAUGUGAAAGUCAAAAUAGAGGACUGAGAGCUAGGCAUGAUGGAGCAUGCCUGUAAUCCUAACACUCACAGGUGAGGCAGGAAGAUCAAGAGUUCAAGGCUAACCAAAACUACUUAGUGAGACCCUGUAUCAAAAACAGAACAAAACAAAACAAAAAAACUAGAACUUGGGACAGGGAAUAAAGCUCAAAAAGAGUGCAUGCUUAGUAAACCUGAAAUCCUGCAUUCAAUGCCUAGCAGCAUCAAACAAAAGAAAGUAAAAAAUUGUGCUGUGUAGAGCACCUCCCUUAAGUAUUUUACUGUGUUUAGCUUGCUUUUCCCCAUACUCAUGUUAGUCAGACUGUUGGGCUCUGAGAUAUUUCUUGAAGUGUAAGAAAAAGAUGAUGCCAAAGUUAGUGGAUACUCAAAACUUUAAUCUGAGUUUUUUCCUUUUGUUUUUUUGCAGCUUGAUUGACAGUGUUAAACUUGAAUUUUGUAUCUUCAUUUGAUAGUUUAUAAACUAAUAAGAGUUUGGGUAGGAUCUAUAUAUUUAAUGUCACUGUAGUUUAGCACUGUAAGCAAUAGUCUUUAUAAUAUAAAAAUGUCACUGUUAAAUCAUGUCCACCUAGACAUAUAUUGAAGUUUUCUUCUUCCCACAAAUAAAUACCACCAGGAAAAUUAUUUUAUAAGGUUUGAACUAAUACUUACAUGGUAUAUCAACUACAGUUUCAAAGAAGUAAAGACUAAAAGAUUAGUUUAAUUAUAUGUGAAAUAUGCAUGUAAAUACUUAGUUUUAUGUUCAUUCCAUUUGUAUUUUUAUUUAUUGUCUUAUGUUCUAAGAGUGGGACUUUUGGUCUUAAUAUGCUACCUAAUAUGUAUCCAAUAAAAAUACCCUUAUAAUGAUA
Messenger RNA from Cavia porcellus (domestic guinea pig), 3547 nucleotides. RefSeq names its product cytoskeleton associated protein 2 (gene Ckap2). Gene Ontology annotation, cellular component: microtubule cytoskeleton. Lineage: Eukaryota; Metazoa; Chordata; Mammalia; Rodentia; Caviidae. The transcript has 9 exons. The coding region runs from base 575 to 2500 and encodes 641 amino acids. Gene Ontology annotation, biological process: negative regulation of microtubule depolymerization. The record is from RefSeq and is a predicted model, not a curated record.